Messenger RNA from Sphaerulina musiva SO2202, 3450 nucleotides. RefSeq lists its product as uncharacterized. The record is from RefSeq and is a predicted model, not a curated record. Bases 193 to 3186 code for a protein of 997 amino acids. The transcript is spliced from 3 exons. NCBI's taxonomy places the organism in Eukaryota, Fungi, Ascomycota, Dothideomycetes, Mycosphaerellales, Mycosphaerellaceae.
CUCCUGAGCGCGCUCUGCUGCACGGGACUCACAUAUCGACCACUGUGAAACAUUUCUCCUUGUAGUGCCCCUUCUAACUGGGCUUUGCUGCGCCUGCAGCGCAUUGUCGUCGCUCACUUACCUUACCCUGUCCAUUGUUUACGGAUACCCUGCGCACCCCCCCGUGGGAUACAUCAUCUACCAGCCACAAUCAUGUCCAACUCGUACGGCGCACUUCCUCAGCCGAACGACUCUCAUCUCUCUCGCGGCUACGGUGCCUCACAAGCAACCGACUUUGCAGCCCAGGGAAAUCCGAACAUGAGCUCACCGCUGGCCCACUCGGUCGGCCAGACUGGUGCCUUCCACGAGGACUUUGACGCCAGCCAGCGAGGCUCGUCCAUCAUUGAUGGCCUGCAGCGCUCCUCUUCGCACGCCAGCACCGCUGCGCCGGGAAGUGUCAGUCGCAGCAACACACUCAAGAAGAAGAGCAGUUUCAAGCGCUCAGGCAGCGUAAAACGCAGCGGCAGCAGGAAGAGCUUGAGGGCCGGCAGCAUCAAGGGCGUGGGCGUGGACGCCGAUAGGGAGCAAUUCCACAGCUAUGCCUUCACGCCUGUGCCAACCACAGGCACACCGACAGAAGUCCUGGCCAACCGCUUUCAGGCAUGGAGACAGCUGUUGAAGUCGCUGAUCGCUUACUUUCGCGAGAUCCAGAACUCCUACGAUGCUCGCGGCAAGGCCUUGCACAAGGUGCAAAACACCAUCUCCAAUAUUUCGCAUCCUGCAGUAUUCAUGAGCAACGACGGGCUGGGCGAGGCCACGCGCAUACUCGAUGCCUACCACAAGCGCUCUACUGCCGAAGCCAGCAAAGCGCGCGAGAUCGAGAACGAUGUCAUUGGUGCAUUGACUGGUCUGCGAAGUGAUCUCGGCCAGAAGAUUAAAGAGAUCAAGAGCUUGAGCGGCGACUUUAAGAACUCUGUCGACAAGGAAAAGGCUGCCACCAAGCAGGAAGUCGAGAAGCUGCAAGAGGCGCUUCUGCACUCAGAUCAUGCAGGCGGCAAUGCCGGGGGCAAACAUGAUCCUUAUGUGGUGCGACUGGGCGUAGACAGGCAGAUCGAAAGGCAGAUUGACGAGGAAAACUAUCUUCACCGGGCCUAUCUCAACCUCGAGAGCUCUGGACGUGAGCUUGAGUCGAUCGUCGUGGGCGAAAUUCAAAAGGCAUACAAUGCUCUUGCUGGCAUCCUCAAGCGUGAGGCGGACGAUGCCUACAAUGCAGUCGAAAGCCUACGAGGCGGCCCAAUCGCCAUGCCCAAAGAUCAGGAAUGGUACGAAUUCGUGACCCACGACCCACAUUUUGUCGAUCCAAACGUACCACUCCGCCGUAUUGAAGAGAUUGAAUAUCCUGGCAAACAUGCUCCUGCCGCGACUGAGAUUCGUGCUGGCAUGCUCGAGCGCAAGAGCAAGUACCUGAAGUCCUACACACCGGGGUGGUAUGUCCUAUCGCCCACGCAUCUUCACGAGUUCAAGUCAGCGGACAAGAUCUACUCCCAACCACCAGUCAUGUCGCUGUACCUGCUGGAUCAAAAGCUCGGCUCGCACUCUGACCGCGGGUCUUCGAGCCACAAAUUCAUGCUCAAGGGUAAGCAGUCUGGGGGCAUGCACAAGGGCCACAACUGGGUAUUCCGUGCCGAGAGCUACGAUACCAUGAUGGCCUGGUUCGAAGACAUUCGCGUCCUCACCGAGACGACCGGCGAGCAGAGGCAAGCCUUUGUUCGCAAGCACGCUAGGAGCGUGUCUGGCACCAGUGACCGAGGCACAGUCAGCAGCGACGGCCUGGAAGACGACGAAGCCGACCAGGCGCCCUAUUCGGCGGAUGCUGCUAGCUUGGCUGAGCAGAACCCCAUUGUGGAUGAUAAGCCACGAAGACCGCAGCCAGGCGGUCGAUUCCCGUCUGACCUGGCCCUUCGCAAAGCCGGCACCAUGAGCACAGCGACCGAUGGGACUGCAGAAGACGAUUCAGAUGACGACGGCAAUGCACAUUUCAUCGGUGCCGCCGGUGGUGUCCCAGGCUCGCAGCGCCAUGUACGGGGGCCAAGCUACGACUAUGGCGGCAAGGAUCCCUACCGCAUGGACAAUGUCGAAUCCGCCACAGUCCACGAGCAACCAUUCACCACGCGACCAUAUACGCCACCCCACCAGGAUGAGCUUGCUGCUGCUGCACCACUCACCACUGGAGCUGCUGGUGUUGGUGCUGGUGUUUUUGGCACCGAAGCCUAUCGCCGUCACCAGCAAGAGCAGCAGAAUAAGGAGAAUGCAAUCCUGCAGCAGUCCCAGAUUCACUCUCCCCAGCCAGUACAACCUCAACCACCUCUCCAGACGCAGACCUAUGCCCUUUCGGGAACCGAGAAUCUGCCAGCAGCCCAGCAUCAGGCUCCACCAGCUCAAUUGCAGCAGCCUAUCGCUUCAUCUGCGCAGCCAACAGGCAAUUACCAACAGUCCGCCCAGCCUUUUUUAGGUAGUGAGCCAGCAACCACCUCUGUCCAGUCUCAGCCACGGGGUUCGCUGGCUCGUUCCCCCACGGAAAACUACAGUGACUGGAUUGCACCAGCAGCGACAGGUGUUGCUGGAGUUGGAGCAGGCGCACUUGGAGCCGAGGCAUAUCGCCACCACCAGCAAAACGCCGGCGUGCCUCAAACCGAAGAUCAGAAGGUGUCGUCCAUCGAGCCGGAAACGACCGCUUUGCCAUCACUUCCAGAGCAGCCUUCGCCAUCCCAGAGCCAGACCAGCCUCAGCGCCAUCUCUCGCGAACGCUCAGUGCGUGCCUCGCCUGUCGGCAAUAGCAUUGCGGCAAUUGCGCUUGGCAACGAACCACGCUCAAAUCCAGUUUCCCCACCUGAGUCGCCAGCAGCCAUUGCCACUCCCCCUACGCUGUCAGCACCUGCUACCAGUGAACAACCGACCCUCGAAUCUACAAAGACUCUUCAGUCGAUCACUUCCGAGCCGACCGCCCUGCCAACAGCAUCCGCCAUCGCAGCCGAGUUGACUACCAACGAGCCGAUUACCGAUGUGAAUGCUGGAUCCGCGAGCCCUCCUCUCGGCGGCAAUGAAGCCAACGGAGCCCACCUAACGGGCGAGUUCUUCCCACGCGUCAUUCGACACGACACGAACUUGAGCGUCAGCAAGUUGCACGUGCCAGGAGAAUUCAAAUAGGAAGAUGAUAUCUGAAGGGACGAUGGGAGGACAAUAUUCAUUUCGACAGUAAAACGCAUAUGACAAUGCUUUGGCAACACAGGACUCUUUUGGACAGGAAAUGGCACGAAUGUGAUUGGAUGGAUGGACGGGCAAUGGUUGAUGAGGGUUGUUUUUAUUUAGGUUCUCGCUUUUUUGAUUAUUAUGCGUGCGUGUACACAAUACUGUUGCGCGCGUGUCUUCCUCCUUUUUUUCUUCGCCCACUUCUUCUCAAAAAUAUUUCGG